GUGCAGCCGCCGGAACGGCCUCACCUUGACUUCGGUGGUUCAACCAUGGCGUUGGAACCAUUACUUUCAACACCACAGCUUUCAUUCAAAACAUGAUGGUUACAUUUGCUGCCAGACCAACAACCCAAGUUGUUGGAAAGAAGAUGCUGAAAACGAAUUCACACAAGACUGAUUCAGGUGCGGGAUAUUCCCACAGGCCCAAUCAACACAAUACAGUAAAGCUGAGAACUUUUCAGGCUCAGGAAGCGUCGGUGUCCGAUAUUGGCAGCUUUAGCCGGCAGAUGGCAGAAUUAGUCGAAACUGACACAGCUGGACUUUGACUUGGGUGGGAGACCACGCCACAGUAUGUUUUCCACCACUGGAUAUGAGGGCUAACAAGGGAAUCAGUCAUUGCCUGAAGAACCCUUCAGUUGUUCAUCCUAAAACAGCUCACCUUUCUGUGCCUGUUGAUUUAAAGAAAGUGGGUCAAUUUGAACCUUUCUUGUUCCAACCAUACUUUUAUCUGGCAUGAUUCGAAACCAUCUCCACUAAUGAAGACGAAAUUGACGCUGAGUCUGCUACCAAGCAUAGAAUUAGAAAUUCCCAAUGCGGGUAUCCUCUACCUUCAUUCAAGAACCAAGUACUUCAGGAGCUAUUUAAUAAAUAGGGCCAAACCUUGUAUGUUUCGCCUAAUGCUCAAGGCGAAAAUUCCUUUUUUUGAGAAAUAAUUAUGUUGAAAAGGUUCCUGAGACUACCAAAAGAGUUUCAGGUUUCCUGGAAGCAGCGAUAAUGGGAGGAAUAAGUGGAUUCAGCUAAAUCUAUAAAACUUUAUGUUAAACAUUAAGAAGAUUCUAAGAUCUCCUACAUGAAUUCUCAAUUCUACUUGCCAAGUGUAGAGAUAAACAUAUGCAGCAAUUCUUAUCACCGUAGUUUAUACUGAGACAUUACUGAAAUCCCUACUUUGGGCUCACUGAAGAGGCACCAGAAUAAAUGAUAUUUCCUGGCCUUCCUUGCAACCAGUUACAUCUGUAGGGUUAAGUUCUGGGCAGCAUGACUUGAAGUUAAGAGUACAAAAUUGGAAAUGGCUUCUCCAGAACCUAAGGGCCUUGUGCCUUUUACCAGAGAGUCUCUUGAACUUAUUAAGCAGUGUAUUGCUAAAAAACACAGUGAGGACCAUGAAGAAGAUUUAAAGCCAAAUAUUGACUUGGAAGUUGGAAAAGAGCUUCCAUUUGUUUAUGGAAAUCUUCCUCAAGGAAUGGUAUCAGAGCCCUUGGAAGAUGUGGACCCAUACUACAAGAAUAAAAAGAUUUUCAUGGUCUUAAAUAAAAAGAGAACAAUCUUCAGAUUUGAUGCCACCUGGUGCACAUUGUCUCCUUUCAGCUCAAUUAGAGGAACAACUAUUAAGAUUUUGGUCCAUCCUUUUUUCCAACUGUUAAUUUUAAUUAGUGUCCUGAUUGAUUGCAUAUUUAUGUCCAUGACUAACUUGCCAGAAUGGGCUCAUGCAUUACAGACUACUUUACUUGGAAUUUACAUAUUUGAAAUACUUGUGAAACUCAUUGCAAGAGGCAUCUGGGUAGGAUCUUUCUAUUUCUUUGGUGAUCCAUGGAACUGGCUUGAUUUCAUUGUAACCUUAUUUGAGCUUAUAGGAAGAUAUUCACCUCAAAAAUUCCUCAAUAUAUUCAUAAUUGUAAGAAAUUUGAGAAUUUUGAAAAUCAUUCCUUUAAACCAAGGUCUUAAGUCUUAUGUAGGGAUCCUUAUCCAUUGCUUGAAGAAACUUACUGGAGUCAUUCUCCUAACUCUCUUUUCUCUGAGUGUAUUUACUCUAAUUGGGAUGGAAUUCUUCAUUGGCAAACUAAAGCAUAAAUGUUUGCGAUGGCCCCAACAAAACGAAACUGAAAUCCCCUACAACAAAACUGGAAAUCCAUAUUAUAUUCGAGAAACAGGAAACUUUUAUUAUUUGGAUGGAGAAAGAUCUGCUCUUCUUUGUGGCAACGAAACAGAUGCUGGUCAGUGUCCUGAAGGAUAUGUGUGUGUGAAAGCUGGUGCAAAUCCUGAUUGUGGCUACACAAAUUUUGACAGUUUUGGCUGGGCCUUACUGGCCCUAUUUCGAUUAAUGACACAGGAUUUUCCUGAAGCACUUUAUCACCAGAUCCUUUAUGCCUCUGGAAAGGCCUACAUGAUAUUUUUUGUUAUAAUAAGUUUUUGGUUUGCCUUUUAUUUGGCAAGUUUAUACUUGGGCAUAAUUGCUAAGGCUUACGAAGAAGAAAAGCAGACAGCUACUGAAAAUGUGAAGACUAAACUAAAAUAUCAGCAGAAUUUCAAAGAACUUCAAGAGGGAAAUAAAGCAACCGAGACCACACAAAUGGAAAUGAAGAAAAGAUCUCCAACUUCUAUGAUCACUUCUUUGGAUAUGAUGGAUGAUGCUACCAUCAGAUAUGAGGAAGAAUUUAAAAAAUCCAGGAAGAGAUGCCCAUUGUGUUGGCAUAAAUUUGCUAAAACUUUCUUGAUCUGGGACUGUUCUCCCUGUUGGUUGAAAUUGAAAGAAUUUGCCCAUAUGAUUAUAAUGGACCCAUUUACUGAUCUCUUUCUCACCAUAUGCAUUAUUGUAAACAUACAUAUUUUGGCCUUGGAACAUUAUCCAAUGAGUGAAGAAACAAGCUGUGUUCUCAGCAUUGGAAACCUGGUGUUUAUUGGGAUUUUCACAACAGAAAUGAUUUUAAAAAUCAUUGCCAUGCAUCCAUAUGGGUAUUUUCAAGUAGGCUGGAACAUUUUUGAUAGCCUAAUUGUGUUCCAUGGCUUAAUUGAACUUUACCUAGCAAAUGUUUCUGGAUUAGCUAUUUUUCGAACAUUCAGACUGUUGAGAAUUUUCAAGUUGGGAAAAUACUGGCCAACAUUUAAGAUUCUGAUGCUGACUAUUAGUAAAUCAUUGGCGACACUGAAAGACUUGGUCCUGCUCUUGUUCAUCUUCACAUUCUUUUCUGCUGUGAUUGGUCAGAAACUACUUGGGUUUUAUUACCAAAAAAAUGUCUGCAAUAUAAGCGAAGACUGUCUACUUCCUCGCUGGCACAUGGUUGAUUUCUUCCACUCCUACCUGAUUGUGUUCCGGAUCCUCUGUGGAGAGUGGAUAGAGACUUUAUGGGAUUGCUUUAAGGUAGCAGGCCAGUUCAGUUGUGUUCCUUUCUACAUGAUGGUCAUUUUAAUUGGAAACUUACUGAUACUUUACCUGUUUCUGGCAUUGGUGAGCUCAUUUAGUUCAUGCACGGCUGAAGCAACUGAAGAAAAUGAUGAAUCAAAAAAUCUCAAACGUGCAAUGGCAAGAAUUAAGAAAGGAAUAAACUACGUGCUUUCUAAAAUAUUAUGCAGAAAACAAAAUGCUUUAAAUGAAACCAUGGGCAAUGCAAAAGACAAACAAGUUAAAGAAAAUAUUUCUGAUCAUACGCUUUCUGAAUUGAGCAAUACCCAAGACCUCUUCAAAGAUAAGGAAAGAAGUGGUGGCACAGAGAAAAAUACAAUGACUGAAAAUGAGAGCCUCUCACUAAUGCCCAGUCCUAGUGUCUCAGAAACUGUGCCAAUUGCUUCAGGAGAAUCUGAUAUAGAAAAUCUGGAUAAUAAAGAAAUUCAGAGCAAGUCAGGUGAUGGAAGCAGCAAAGAGAAGGUUAAGCAAUCUAGCUCAUCUGAAUGCAGUACAGUUGAUAUUGUUAUCUCUGAGGAAGAAGAAAUGGUCUAUGAACAUGAAAAGUCAAAGCAUUUUAAAAAAGGUUACAGGCAAAGAUCUUCACUGGGCCAAAUCAGUAGAGAAUCCAAGAAGGGGAAAAUUUGGCAGAACAUAAGAAAAACCUGCUGCAAGAUAGUAGAAAACAGUUUUUUUAAGUGCUUCAUUGGCCUUGUCACUCUGGUUAGCACAGGUGCUCUGGCUUUUGAAGAUAUAUAUAUUGAUCAGAGAAAGACUAUUAAAAUCUUAUUAGAAUAUGCUGACAUGAUCUUCACAUACAUCUUCAUUCUGGAAAUGCUUCUGAAGUGGAUGGCAUAUGGUUUUAAAGCCUAUUUCAAAAAUGGAUGGUACAGGCUAGACUUCAUGGUUGUUAUUGUUUUUUGUCUUAGCUUAAUAGGCAAAUCACGGGAAGGACUAAAACCACUUACUUUCUUUAAAUUUCUUCGGGCUCUCAGAGUUCUAUCUCAAUUUGAAAGAAUGAAGGUGGUUGUGAGAGCUUUGCUAAAAACAACUUUACCUACUUUGAAUGUGUUUCUCGUCUGCCUGAUGAUCUGGCUGACUUUUAGCAUCAUGGGAGUAUACUUAUUUGCUGGCACUUUCUAUAGCUGCAUUGACACAACAAGUAGAGAAAUACUUUCUGUAACCCAAGUCAUGAAUAAGAGUGAAUGUGAAAAUCUUGUAGCAGCUAAUAAAUCCAUCAAAUGGGAGAACACAAUAAUGAAUUUUGAUAAUGUUGGCAACAGUUUCCUUUCAUUGCUUCAAGUAGCAACAUUUAAUGGAUGGAUGGAUAUUAUGUAUGCAGCAGUUGAUUCUGUUGGUAUAAGCAGGCAACCUCGUUUUGAAGAUAACAGCUACAUGUAUUGUUACUUUAUCAACUUCAUUAUCAUUGGAUUAUUUCUCCCUUUGAGCAUGCUGAUUGGUGCUAUCGUUUCUAAUUUUAACAAGCAUAAAAUAAAGCAAGGAGGCUCAAAUUUCUUUAUAACAGCACAACAGAAGAAACAAUACCGUGCACUGAAGAGACUAAUGUAUGAGGACUCUCAAAAACCAGUACCUCGCCCAAGAAACAAGUUCCAAGGAUUGAUCUAUGAUUUGGUAACAAGUCAAGUUUUUAAUAUCAUCGUUAUGAUUCUUAUCUGUUGUCAAGCAAUACCCAUUAUGCUACAAAGUGACGAACAGAGUUCAAACAUGGACAUUGCUCUCUACUGGUUUAACUUAAUCUUAGUUAUACUAUACACUGGAGAAUGUGUACUGAAGCUCAUCGCUUUCCGCUGUUACUAUUUCACCAUCGGAUGGAACGUUUUUGAUUUUAUGGUAGUCAUUUUCUCUAUUACAGGAAUAUUUCUGCCAAUGAUGGUAGGAUCCUACCUUGUGCCUCCUUUCCUUAUGCAAGUGAUACGUCUCUUAAGGAUCAUCCACAUCCUACGUCCUGGGAAAGGACCAAAGGUGUUCCAUGAUCUGAUGCUCCCUUUGAUGCUGUCCCUUCCAGCAUUGUUGAAUAUCAGCUUGCUCAUCUUUCUGAUCAUGUUUGUCUAUGCUAUCUGUGGAAUGUACAAUUUUGCCUAUGUUAAAAAGGAAGCUGGAAUUAACGAUGUGUCCAACUUUGAAACCUUUGGCAGUAGUUUACUAUGUCUUUUCCAAGUUACAAUAUUUGCAGGUUGGGAUGGGAUGCUCUUAGCAAUUUUCAACAGUAAAUGGUCUGGCUGUGAUCCUAAUAAAAUUAACCCUGGGACUCAGGUUAGAGGAGAUUGUGGUAACCCCUUAGUUGGGAUUAUUUAUUUUGUCAGUUAUAUCCUCAUCUCAUGGAUGAUCAUUGUAAAUAUGUACAUCAUUGUUUUCCUAGAGUUUUUAAAUAUUGCCUCUAAAAAAAAAGCCAAGUCACUGAGUGAAGAUGAUUUUAGGAAAUUCUUUCAGAUAUGGAAGAGGUUUGAUCCUGAUAGGACCCAGUACAUAGAUUCUAGCAAGCUUUCAGAUUUUGCAGCUGCUCUUGAUCCUCCUCUUUUCAUGGCAAAACCAAACAAGGGCCAACUCCUUGCCAUGGAUCUUCCUAUGGCUGUUGGAGACAGGAUUCACUGCCUUGAUAUCUUACUUGCUUUUACAAAGCGAGUUAUGGGUAAAGAUGGUAGGAUGGAGAAAGUCCUUUCAGAAAUAGAAUCUGGGUUUGUGUUAGCCAACCCUUUUAAGAUCACAUACGAACCAAUUACAACUACUUUGAAGCGAAAACAAGAGGCAGUCUCAGCCACUAUCAUUCAGCGUGCUUAUAAAAAUUAUCGCUUGAGACAGAAUGACAAAAACACAUCAGAUAUUCAUAUAAUAGAUAGUGACAGGGAAGUUCAAACUGCCAAAGAAGAUGCCUAUUUUCAUAAAGUUGAGGAAAAUGCAGCUAUUCGAAGUAAGAUCUAAUCCACUUACCACAUUUCCACUUUCUUCACAUAUCCCAAAAUAUUUAAAGUUUAAAUGACAAAGCAAAGAUCAGAGAAAAUAAAGAUCUCACUUAAUUGUUUAUAACCAAUGGAAGUUUAUAUUUUUAAGAAUCCAUGUCAGAUUUACUUUUUACCCCUGUAUAUUCAAUCUAACCAAGACAAAUUUAGUCCAACCAAGACAAAUCCGUAGUAUCCCUGCACCGAAUCAGAGUAGGCUAAAAUUGCCAGUUUGAUAAUCCAGGGCUUUUCUCUCUGUGGUUUAUAUAGUUUUUGCCUCUUCUUGAGAAUGGGGAGGUGGUGAUAGAGCUUGAAAAAGGGGACUUCCUGACAUAUUUUCUGUCAUCUUUUACUUAAAGGAGUCAAGUCACACUAAUAGGAUGUCAUUACAAAUUAACAAGUACUUUGUUAUUGUGAGAUGAUGUUAAUUAAAAAAAAGUGCAGUACUACAGACCACUCAGUCAUAAACUUGCCAAGACAGAUACCAAUUCGAGGAAGUGAAGGGCACUUCUUAAAAAGGGGCCUCUGAGAUCAGUCACAGAGAUUCUUGGGCUGAUUCAAACCCAAGGUUUGAAAAAGAUAGGAACCCUGUUUUUGUUUUUUCUUGGGGUAUUUUUUUUUUUUUGGUACAGGAAAUUAAUGUCGAUUGCCUUCCUGGCUCCUCUUCUCUUUGACUUGUUUCACAAAAGCUCCAGCUCUUUAACAGGAUCGAUACUUAGAACAAGAAGCAUAAAGGGAACUAUAGCUCUGACUACAUUUUCCUCACUUACGGAUUAAAAAAAGUUUACAUUUACUAAAAUGAUAUUAUAAUACAGAUUGUUUAACUCAAGUUUUACCUUAUUAUAAAAGUUAGUGUAUUUUUACCAAUUAUCCAUAAUUUAACAUUGAGUUCUGGCAAGUGCAUGUCAUGGUAUGAAUUAGAAGAGUCAAGGGCUGCCAUAAUCUCUAGGGUUUUUCCAGUGUCUUGAUCCUUAUUUGGAAAACUGGGCACUUUGAAGUACUUUUCACUAUACUUUAUGGUCCUUUAUAAUUUAGAAAAAGAAAAUUGUCACUCAAACUUGAGGGCUGUGAAUUAAGAAAUAGAAGUGAAGGUUUGGUGGUGAUAUUUUGUUUUUAUAUCUUAAAAAUUAUUUUGUAAAUUGUUUUAUGCUUGAAAAACUUAAAAAUCCUAAACAUUGUCACUAUUGAAAUUAUUUUUAAAAGAUACAAACAAAUUGUUGGGUUUUUACUUAUUCAUAAAAAUUCAGUCACCUAUAUCCUUGUAAUUUGAAAUUCUGAUAUUUAUUCCAUUUGUAUGAAGAUUGAGUUCAAUGUGCCUAAAAGUCCUAAAGGAUUCAAUAAAGAAAACAUGCAUUAUAUACUUCAUUGACAAGCUUUAAAUAUGUUGUACAGCUUUCAAUAUCACUUAAAUAUCAGCAAUUGUAUUUUAUUAUGAAUGCAUGAUCUUAAGCCUUAACAUUAUAAUCUAACAAUUUCUGCUUCUCAGAAAUUUAUUAACCCAACCAAGAUGCCUUUGGGGGAUCCCCCUAAGCACAUGUAAGUUCAGGUUUUGUUUCUUUCUGUGAGUGUUCCUUCCCCUUCUCCUCCCAUUCUCCAUCACAUGAUGAAGACAGGUGGAGGAAGCAGUGUUAACUUGGUGGCAUGGGGACAGCUGGUGCUUUAACAAAGCUUCUCAGUUUUCUAUUACUUGGAAACAUUUUAAUGUAGAGACUGCUUACUAUGCUUAAAUUGAAUAAUAACUUGCUUUUGUAAAUUCUAUGAAAUCUGUGUACUUAUUUUAGUUGAAAAUUAUAGCUUUUACUUGUAAGCCAUGUUUGCCAUUAUCCUUCCAAAAACUGUAAAAAUUAUUUUUAACAAAGCCUUACAAUAUAUUCUACUUUUUAAAUAUUCUAAAAAAUAAUAAAUAUGACCUGUU
Messenger RNA from Talpa occidentalis (Iberian mole), 8023 nucleotides. It is a transcript of the gene SCN7A, whose product is annotated as sodium voltage-gated channel alpha subunit 7. The coding region runs from base 1061 to 6091 and encodes 1676 amino acids. The record is from RefSeq and is a predicted model, not a curated record. Gene Ontology annotation, cellular component: plasma membrane; voltage-gated sodium channel complex; axon. Gene Ontology annotation, molecular function: voltage-gated sodium channel activity. Gene Ontology annotation, biological process: membrane depolarization during action potential; sodium ion transmembrane transport; neuronal action potential. Lineage: Eukaryota; Metazoa; Chordata; Mammalia; Eulipotyphla; Talpidae. The transcript is spliced from 27 exons.